AGGUACACUGAGGCAGAGAGGGAGGAGGAUGGGUGUGGUGAGGGCCGCUCCUCCUGCCUGCACCACACAGGGGAGGGCAGGGCUUGGGGAUGUGAAGUGGGUCCCAGCUGGGUCAGGACCACCUGAACCACAGCGCCCCGGAGGAGACGCCGCAGGAGGGGCACAUCUGAGACAGCAUCGCUUGGGAGGAAGUUUGGAGCCACCGAUAUGCCGUGUACUCUCCCCGCUCAUCCCUGCUUCCUGGGCAGAGCAUAUGUGGAGUUUUGGACAGGCAAGGGGAGAGAGGGGGAUUGACGGUGAAGAUGCAAAUACCUGCUCAGCAUCGACCCUAGUGCGGGUCCCAAGACCAUCCCCCUGUGCAGGCUCCACCACCGCUGUGCUAACUGGACCGCGGCAGAAGAGUGUGGGUGUGUGCCAGAAGUUUUCAUGGGCUGAGCUGCUGAGUUCAGCCUGGGAACUGAGGCCAACAUCGGAGUCUCCUCGGCACACAAGUUUGAAAGAAGUCCUAGUGACUUCAAGCUCAGAACCAUGGACGGCAGGGCUCCCUCUGGAUGUGGAAUUCUCCGUCCCUUUCCAGGGAGGGAACAAAGCCCACAAGCACCGAGACUCCUUCAGGGUGAGCAAAGGCCUGGAAACCUGUAUGCAGUUAAAGAAAAGGAAAGAAAGAGAUAAUCAGUGCAUGCAGUUGUCAGCUGGCUGGGACCUGAGGAGAGUCACUUGUGGAGGCAACUGGUCUUUAUCCCUAUUGUCCGGUACAAGGCAGGCAUUAAUCCUGUGAUCCUUAUCUGAAGCUCAGGUUUGAUUUUAUUCUUUUCUUAAGUACCUAGUGUUAUCCCCAAGCUUGUAAUGAUAGUUUAAUUGUUACAGCCAAUAUCUCACC
Messenger RNA from Pan troglodytes (chimpanzee), 880 nucleotides. RefSeq lists its product as uncharacterized. The record is from RefSeq and is a predicted model, not a curated record. NCBI's taxonomy places the organism in Eukaryota, Metazoa, Chordata, Mammalia, Primates, Hominidae. The coding region runs from base 29 to 778 and encodes 249 amino acids. The transcript has 4 exons.